GAUGCCUCCUCCAGGCCUAGAAUCGUGGGGUCUUUUCGAAGGAUGCCAAUGUACGGUGUACCCCAUGCAAGAGACAGGAAACAUGUAGCUGUCUUUUUUCAGGUAUUGCUCAGGACCGCCAUGCAUUUCUUUUACCUGGCAGGCUUUCCCCACCCCACAAUCUCGGCAGCUUUUGCUUACUCCGCAGAUGCAAACAGGUAAUAAAAACAGAGGAUGGCCAGGACUACAUGUUCGAUAUUCUUUAUUGUGCACAGCCAAGCCCAGCUGCGAACAUGUCCUGGUAGAAGCGAGACUUUCAAUUGCCGAGCUAGAAGCAAUAACAUGACUAUCUGCUCUAACUCUUUCGGAGAUUUCUUUCAAUAUGAUCUUGACAGGACUGGAGGUACAUCAGUCCAGCGGACGCCUCUUUAUAUCUUGUUGAAUCGCAGAGGCUACUUCCGCUCACACCGAGAACUUGAGCAUAGAGAAAGAUGCGAGCGGAGGGGGAAGACAUGCCUUUAAUUUUGGCCUGUUGUGGCAGCUCAUGACCCAAAUCACGAAUUGAAUCAAAGCUUUUGAGUC
Molecule: messenger RNA, 561 nt
Organism: Alternaria rosae
Lineage: Eukaryota; Fungi; Ascomycota; Dothideomycetes; Pleosporales; Pleosporaceae
Exons: 1
Coding region: 214-501 (95 amino acids)
Source: RefSeq, a predicted model, not a curated record